Penicillium argentinense is the source of this 1011-nucleotide messenger RNA. Its product is annotated as Bax Inhibitor family protein. The transcript has 2 exons. Gene Ontology annotation, cellular component: mitochondrial inner membrane. The coding region runs from base 1 to 1011 and encodes 336 amino acids. The record is from RefSeq and is a predicted model, not a curated record. Lineage: Eukaryota; Fungi; Ascomycota; Eurotiomycetes; Eurotiales; Aspergillaceae.
AUGGCAUUCUUUCUUCGGCGUCCGUUCGCCAUUUCGUCGGCGCUUCACCAAGCUCCGAAGCUCUCAAAUACCGCUCGCUUCAUUCACAACUCCACUUUCAAACCCGCCCAGGCAACUAAGCCUCUCGGAACUCAGUCCUCGAUUUUCAACAAGUCCCGCCAGACCUUCCAAAAUGCCUUCCGCCGAACCUACAUGCAACCGACCUACAAUGCGCAGACAGGAAACAUGUCUCAGAAGCUGAUUUACGGUGCCGCCAUCGUCGGUGGUACUGUUCUCGCUACCAACUUCAUCUUCAACCGCGAGACUCGUGAGGACGGCGGCAUGCCGGCCUACGAGCGCAGCUUCCUGAAUGAAACUUUCAUGCACACUGGUCUUGGUGUCGGUAUCAUUGGUGUCGCUGCCCGUGCUCUGCACAUGAGUGGCUGGUCCUAUCGUCUUAUGGCUAUGAACCCUUGGGCUGUCAUGGGUCUCGGUCUGGUUGGCAGCAUUGGCUCGAUGUAUGGAACUUUCUACACCUCGCCUGACAACUAUGUCGUUAAGUACGGCUGCUGGACUCUGUUCAACUUGACUCAGGCUGCGCUCCUUUCCCCUUUGAUGUUCAUGCACCCUGCUAUUCUUGCUCGUGCUGGUCUCUACACUGUUGGUAUGAUGGGGUCGAUUGCCUUUGUUGGAGCUACUGCCAAGCAGGAGAAGUACCUGUACCUUGGUGGUCCUCUCCUUGCUGGUGUGACUCUUGUUGCUCUUUCCGGUCUUGCUCCUAUGGUCCUCCCUGCCACCGCCGCUCGCACCUUGAUGUGGUCUGAGCGCAUCUGGCUGUACGGUGGUCUUGCUGUCUUCGGUGGCUUCACUCUCUACGAUGUUCAAAAGAUUCUGCACCACGCCCGCUUGGCCGAGCGCGGCUACAUCAAGCGGGACGUCGUCAACGAGAGUGUCAGUCUCGAGCUCGACUUCAUCAACAUCUUCAUCCGCAUGGUGCAGAUCCUUGGCAUGCGGAGCAACAACCGCAAGUAA